Molecule: messenger RNA, 5553 nt
Organism: Vitrella brassicaformis
Lineage: Eukaryota; Vitrellaceae
Source: the annotation of a GenBank genome assembly
CCGCUGGUUGAUUUGAUACCCAACCCACGCACACGACUUAUCGUUUUGGAGUCCUGGCAAGCCGACCCAUUCUUCCCUCCCUCUUGUUUCCCCCGCUGUGACCACACACUCGUACACCCGGACCUUUAAACACCACACCACACAAACGCAUCCACACCGCAUCCACUCAUCCAGCCAUGCAGCCAGGCCAACGAGUGAACCCGUUUCUGUCUCCCUGUGUCCCUUACUGGUAGCGAUAGAUCCCUCCCUCCCUCUCCACUCACUUAGUCAAACCUGCCUGUCUGUCUAUUUGCCUGCCAGCACACAGCCGACAAACAUCUCUCCCCCCGUCCCUCUCGCAGUCCCUCUCGCAGGCAGUGAAAAAAGAACCGCGCAAGCGAAAUACAGCAGCCCCCUUCCGAUCCACCAAUCCCUCACAGACAGCAUCCAUCGAGGCGACAAAGACGUGUGUACACAGACGGCGAAAGCAAAGUGACUGAGUGUGUGUGGGUCUCAACAAACUGCGGUUCUGUAUGCGUGUGUGUACGUGUGCAUGUUAUCCAUAAUGUACGUCUACGGUGGUCCCUCCAUGACAACAUCGUCUGCGGCAGAACCAGCACCACCACCACUGCCACUGCCACCAUCAGCAGCAACAGUAGCGGCAGCGGCAGCAGCAGCAGCAGCAGCCUGUGACGGCAACUCCUCACCUGAAAGACACACAACACAACACAACACAUGUACCUCUGCCCGCACCUUUCCACCAGUGCCUCCCUCUCUCUUUCCGCCCGCCCGGGAUACUUACCACCCCCAGAAGCAGCAGCAGUAUCCUUGUGCUGCGUGUGUGUGUCCUCCUUGACCCCGUUUGCCUCCGAUGGCCCGCUGCACUGGUCGGUCGACACCUCACCAAACGGCACAGACGCACCGGGGGCGGAGAUGGGGGCAGGUACGGCACCCCCAACACUCGCAGCACCAGGCUGAUCACCAUCACGCAUAUCAUCACCGGCGGCUGCAGGGCCAGCAGCAGGGCUGUGGUCUGGCUGCUCGGCCUGCAUCCCUACCGCCACUCCCGCCGCCAUUGCCUCGGCGAAUGGGGGCGGCUCGGCGAGCGGCUCGCUGCCGCCCUCCGUGCCCCUUAAUCCCAUCCCCGCCAACGCUCUUAUCUCGUCUCUGUAGCUGGUGGCCGCCGUGAUGGCCUCCUGCACGUGGAUGUAGGUGUCUCCCAUGACCUCGAAGCGCCGCUCGUCACUGUCGCCCACUGCCUUGACGGCAAUGACCACCUUGCGCGAGAGGGAGAGCUUGCAGAUCUUCAUGCCGAGGUCCCGCCCCUGCUCGCGCUUGAGCAUGUCCUUCAUGGCGCUCCGGGUGCAGCUCAGCAGGUGCUCGUAAGCCAGGGGCUCAUGGGGAGUCAGGUGCCAUGCGAUGGGCGGCUGGGGGGCCCGGCCGGCUUGCGAUGGACUGGCCGUCUCCAAAACAGCAGCGGCAGGGGAGCCCUCCACUCCUUCCAUGCCCUCGUUCUCGCCCUCCAUGCCCUCGCCAGCAGCAGGGGACCGCUGCAUGUCCAUCGCUAUGGCGCCUUCAGGCUGCUGCUCGUCGCCCUCCAGCACAGUGGGAAGAGAAGUGCCGCGACCCCUCUUGCGCCCCCGCCCAGCCGACACGCCACCCCUACCUCUACCCCGCCCCCUGCCACGCGACGAACGGCCCCGCCCUCUGGAAGGUGACUUCUCGAACACCACACCGGCACCCUCGCCCCCGUCCGAAGGUGACGGGUGCUUACGUGGCCUGCCGGGCUUGCGCUUGACGGCGGGGAUGAGUGGGAGGGGCAGCAGGGGCUGCUCGGUGUGUGCUGCGGCAGCAGCCGUGGGUGAGAGGUCCUCGUCUUGAUCUUGGUCAGGGUGUGGCGGGAGCAUGGGCUGGUCUUCGCUCUGCUGGGUGAUGGAGGACGACUCGCGGGACACCCGACGCAUCUUGGGUUUCCGUGGCGGUGCCAGGGGCACAGGGCCGCCCUCGUCUCCCUCGAGCUCACCACCCUCGCCCUCAUCCUGAUCCUCGGCCUCGUCCGGCAUUGCCAGCGCCCGCUUGGAUGGCUCCAUCUGCGCCUCGUCAUCGGCGGCAGCCCCCUCCUUCUUGAGGCGUCUCUUCGGCUGCCGGCUGCUGCCGAGCCGCAGGCGUCUGCCGUCGUCCACAGGGGCCCGUGGUGCGACGCCGUUUUUGGCCAGGAGGGCGUGGCGGACGUUCAUGGCCUCCUGGAUGAUCUGCUGGGCGGUCUUGCCCGGCACCACGUGGACCGUCUGUGUGUCCCGCUCGCCCUUUUUGCCGCCACUGGCCUCGUCGACGCGCUUCGGCACCGCCACACGGAUGCUGGCGCGCUCGCCGUCCCGCACCUCCCGCCGCAUGAGGGUCAUGUAGAGGCUGCCCGAGAAGGUCACCCUCAGGCGCUUGAUCUCGUUGUCCACCUGUUGGAUGAGGCUGAGGGACGAUGGCGGCGAGCUGCCCCCUGCGCCCGCCGGCUCGCUCCACCGCCGCUUGUCGCGCCGCAGCAGCAUGCUGUCGGACUGCUCCUCCGUGACGGCGCGGCGCACUCUCUUGGCCGCCGACGAUUGUGUUGGUGGCUUCUUGGUGUCAUUGUUCUCCUUCUUUAUGUGUGGCAUGGCGAUGGGCUUGUCAUCGUCGCUGCUGGACUCGUCAGGCGACUCGUCUACAGGUAUGCCGGGGACGAUGCCCACCUCACACGCGAGGGCGUCGCGGGACUGACAGGCCUUCUUGAGUGCGUCGAGGAGCGCGUGUGCGUUGCGGUUGAAGGGCUUGAGGACGUCCUGACGCGACAUGCCGUUGUGGCUCACCUUGACAACGUAACCGGACUCCUUGCGCGACCAGCUGAUGUACCGGUGACCCAAUGCUGCACAAAGUCAGACCAAUGUGUGUGUGUGUGUGUGUGCCCCUUGUGUGUCCAUUGUGUGUCGUCUGCGGUGUGCUGUGCUGUGUACCUUUUGUGUAUGCGUUGGCCCAGGUAGGUGCUUUGUCCGCUAGCUUGAGCAGCAGCUUAGUGGCGAAGUCCUGCUGCUCCUUCUUGGUCAACACGCCCUCGUGCGCAUGACGAAGGAAACGAUUCUGAACCACUGAAUGACAUUACACACGACCACACACACGUGAUGACGCAUGCGCAUCGAGUGAAGCGCUCUCUCUCUCUCUCUCUCUCUCUCUCUCCUUCUCUCUGUGCGCCUUACGUGUAGGCGUCUUCUGCUUGCCGUGCGAUUCCAGCUUCUGGAAGAUCAGUCCCUUCUCCACCGGGUCCGCCCGCUUGAGCCGCGCGACCACCUCCAUCGCCCGCCACAGCCCCUCCUUUCUCUCGUGCUGCGCCGCGAACCGACGCCGCAUCGCCGGGUCUCUCUCGAAGAACCCCUGGUUGUCCUUGAUCAACAUGUUCCGCAGGUGGGCCUCGAACCGCGGCUGCAGCUUAUUGCCCUCCAGCACGUAGGUGGCGUCAGAUGAGAUCUUGUGGGGGUGGAGGUUGAACAGAAGGGGGUAGGGAUUGCGCGAGGGCGACGGGGGGCUGGACGGGGCGAUGCGCUUCGGUGGCCGCGACGGCACAGCCGACUUGGCCGGUUUGCGAGGGGCUUUGGGCGGUGGCGGGGCGGCGGAUGGCGUCGAGGGCGCCUCGUCGUCAUGCGGAUCGUCUAUGGAUGAUUCGUCCUCGUGUCGUGCGGGUGGGGGUGUGGGCGGUGGCCUCUUGGCCUUGAUGGGACGCUUAGCCGAGAACCCACCACUGGGCGUCCACUCCUCCUCUGCGUCGCCCCUCGCCCGCGAUCUGCCCCGACCGCCGCCCCGCCCCCUUCCUCUCCCACGCCCCCUCUCUCUCGUGGGCUCGUGUGCGACGGGCAGCCGCAGGGGCAAAUCCUCAUCGCUGUUGACGUUGUUGUCCUGCCCAUUGUGCGGCAUCUUGCUCGGCCAGCUGACCCCUCUGUCAUCCUCCGCCUGGCGAACGUGUUCCUCGGCCAACAUGAGGGCCUUGUUCAGGGCGGCAGUCAGGCCGCCCUCCGUCACGGCGCCGUCACCCUCCGGAGCCGCGGUGAAGGACAGCUGGCCGUCGGCCGCCGGGAGGCCGUCGAGGGUCAGAACGAAGGCGUUCUGGUCGGCGGAGAAGCGGAGGAUCUCUUCAGGGUGAGCGAACUUGUCACGGAGGAAGGCGUUGUUCUGCUGGGCCCAUCGGUGAUGGAGCAGGGCCAUGGCCAUGGCCGCUGUGGUGUUGGUGGUGGUGUCUUGGCAGGUUGACGUGGCGGGCUGCUGUGGGGGCAGUAGGUGGGGGAGGGCCGGGUUGGCCAUUGGGUCGGCCGCGUCACCACUGGUGGGAAUGGGAUAAAGGUGAGAGGGGUGGGGGAGGGGGAGGGAUGGGGCUGGACCACCGCUAGACGCAGCCGCAGCUGCAGAGAACGAACCUGAGGGCACACCAUGACACACGAGAGAUGAGUGGAGUUGACUGCUUUUCGAUCGCUUCCCAUUGCUUACCAUGCUGGUCGUUCUUGUCGUCGGCGAUCUGUGUGCCAUCCGUGGCGGAUGCGGGCGGUGUCCUCUUCCCGCGGCUCCUCGGUGAGACGAUCGUGGGCGGCCGUGGCCCCACACCACCCGACGCCCUGGGCGGCCCGACCUCCCUCCCGAUGCUCAUGUGGCCCUCGUGCGCCCGCAUCACCUCCUCGGCUGACGUGGGCAUCGGAUGCGCACCCGCGGCCCUUGAGCUGGCUGGUGCUGCCAUUGGCACCGGCGGCGGUUGCAUCAUCAGGUGAUGCGGCGGCAGAUACAUGCCCUGUGGCGGCAUGAAGCAGGGCGGGAAGAAAUACGGAUGGGGUGGGGGUGGGGGGAACGCCAUGGCUGGGUGUGGCUGUUGGGAGUGAGGGGGGUGAGAAAGGGGCUCGGGGUGAGCGGGUGACGUUGUGCAGUUGGCGUCGUUGCCGGGGACGACGUCCACCUCAACCGGAUCCUCUGGGGGCGGCAACACGGGAAUCCUUGAGGGCAAGGGCGGCGCCGAGAGAGACAUCGGCGCGUCUACCUGAGGGAGGGAAGAAAGCAACACCGAUGCGCGUGUGCAUGAGCCCAUCCACUAAUGCCUCCCUCCCUCCCUCCCUCCUUACGUCAUGAUGGUUAUGCAGCUGCGAUGAGGGCACUGGAGUCCCCAAACGGCCCAUGUGGACACCGCCUUCGACAACAACAACGGGGUCAUGCCCUCCGGCUACUCCCCGGCGCCGCGCAGGGGAGUCGUGCUGCUGCAUGGCGACGUCAGCGGAGGCUGAGGACCCCCCCGCAUGUCCGCCACGACUCUCUGCGUUCCCAACGCGGCUCUCCAUCAGCUGAGCUGCCCCGUUGGUGCUGCCUCGCGGGUCAGGUGUGUGUCUGUCGGCGGAUGACAGGACGGGGAGGUGCGAGGGCUGGCUCAGCAUGGCACACACAUGCGCCGAGGCGAUGUGGCGGCCACACGAAACACAAGGGGGUGAUUCUUGGACGGAUAGUUCUCGGACUGAGAGUUUGGCAGGGAGGUCGUCACGCCAAAGAGAGCUGUCCUUCUACGAAUGCAGGCGUUUGUUC